AGGGGCAACAGACAGCUGACACUAGCUCACAGGUAGGCAGUGCUGAACUGAAGUCAGUGUUCAGGGUCUGCUGAGGGAUGACAAAACAGGAUUCAUUCUCCUAUUAUUGUGGCUGAUAUUUAAAUAUAGUAAAAGGACAUAUUUUUAAGUCUUUAUCUUCUAACUUUGCUGGCUGAUAAACAGGCUGAAGGAGCUGGAUGUUAUUCACCGGAAAAUAACCCUCAAACAUCAGGAAGUCGAGAUUUUACAUUCACUUCGCUUCAUCACACAGGGUGAUCCCUAAGCAAAAACAGUCUGAACCUGCUGAUGUUUGGCUGCUCGGUUAAGUUUCUCCUGAACAAGAAAAGCUCCAUCUUGCCAGUGAACUGAGCCACACAUUACUUCAGACCAGUGUAACCAGUGGGCCUUCAACCUGCCUCAUUUAUGCCAGGAGCAAACCCACUGAUUCAAGUUCCUCAAGCUCCAAAACACACUCCACAGUCUGCAGUCCGCUUCAUAUGUGCACAGCCUGGUUCAUCAACAUCUUCACAUGCAUCAGCACACUCACCAGCAUGACUUCACACCCAUCCUGCACCAAUCCGUGACCAUCCAACCUGCUCCAAUGGGAACUCAGGACAGUAGUUUCAACACGCACCCUCCCAGAUCAACAACGAGGCCCUCUUUUGCUCCGGUGACACAGAAGCCCUACAGAUCAACGAAACGAGGGAGAUGGGGCGCAGUGCAUGUCUCCAUUGCAUGGAAGAUUUAUUACCACAAACAACAUAAGAAAAUGCAGCAAAAAACCAACAGUCUCCAUCGAGAACUGACACCUGAGUAUCUGGCCACCAGUCUACCUGACACAGAACCACACAAGGAAUCAGGCCAGCCCUCCAGCACACACCUAAAUAUAGACUCUCAAUGUGGACACUGUGCAUGCACUGCAGUCAGGAGUGAAACAGAAAAAACAGCAGAAAACAUAAGCCACUUCGACAGACGUUAUCCCUCUGACCUCUCCACAUCUUCACCAGUGUCUUUCCACAGCCGUGCAACCAAAAGGGAGAAACUGGAACAGCGCCCGAACCUGCACUGGAAAGAGAAACUUGAUAAAAAGAAGAAACACGGCAGCCAACAAGUUGAAACAACAAAGGAUUUACCUCUUAAAGACAAAUCUCGGGAUCGAACGGCGACUCUUGAACUUGACGGCAGACGCAGCGGCUCCCUUGACAGGAAAAGGCAGCCAGAGAGUGACAGCUCCAUUAAAGUGAAGAGGGUGAAGCAGAAAAUUGUAGAGGACCAGUUUGAUUCUUCGAAGACUUUGCACACUGAUCCAUCUCCAUUCAGUACAACUCACACACUUCCAUCUUUACACACCAUGCCAGUGCAACACAUACACAUAAGUGAUUUAUCCGUCUUGCAUCCUAACAGCAGUAGAUGUAAUGUUACCAGAACUCCCCAGGGACUCAUCUCUUAUCCAGGAGAUAAAAUGCAUCCCUACCAAACCGCUUCAUGGGAGCCAAUGUGGGACGCUCACAAGAGAAUGGAUCUCCACUCUAGACAAAACGCCCUAACAGACCAUUCUUUGAAUACCUGCAAAGCGGUCAGGAUACCUCAUGUAGCACAGAGGCAAAAAGAGGCUUUUCAAGGUUUCUUUACACCACCUUUUUACUACCCUUAUGCUUUGAGACCGCAGAAGGCAAUUUACCUUAGAGGGAGGGAAUUUCUACACUCACGCCACGAGAACUAUCACCUCCACCAUCCUGGCUAUCUGGCAACAUCCUACAUGUGGCCCUGAGUCUCCAGUAGGGAUGCAAUGAUUACAGAUU
Sander lucioperca (pikeperch) is the source of this 1802-nucleotide messenger RNA. RefSeq lists its product as uncharacterized. The record is from RefSeq and is a predicted model, not a curated record. The transcript is spliced from 7 exons. The coding region runs from base 530 to 1771 and encodes 413 amino acids. Lineage: Eukaryota; Metazoa; Chordata; Actinopteri; Perciformes; Percidae.